This is a messenger RNA of Macrobrachium nipponense, 1601 nucleotides long. RefSeq lists its product as uncharacterized. Bases 465 to 824 code for a protein of 119 amino acids. NCBI's taxonomy places the organism in Eukaryota, Metazoa, Arthropoda, Malacostraca, Decapoda, Palaemonidae. The record is from RefSeq and is a predicted model, not a curated record. The transcript is spliced from 4 exons.
UCUGGCAACUGCGUGGUGGGCAGGUCAUGCUUCCGUAAGCGGGGCGUUCGUACAUGUGAUAGCGAGGACGGAAAACUGUUUUGUCCCGAGUUAAUUUCUUCCGUAAAGCGCCUUCGUCAUCGACGUCUCUCAAGACUGUUGGUAACGCCACCAAGACCUGGAACAACGGUAAAUCCAAUGAAGCCUGGCGGCGCUCGCAACUCAGGAAGAUCCAUGUAAAAAGCAAGCUCGAAAUUGAAAGUAAAUCGUAUCAACUACCCAACAAUGAAGAAGCAGUUGUCAGAAGUACUCUGUGAAUGAUACAAUAAACAUCUCGCAAGGAAAUGCAAACUUCAAGAAGAAAUCAAGGGGCUAAGACGUCCGAUCACAAUGUAGUUUGAAAAGGUCCAGAAGAAGCUUCCGAAGCAACAGACAAAACCGGCCGACGAUUCCAGCACUCUCGACUCAAGCACAUUCCAAGGAUCAUGGAGUUUGGGCUCGACGCUUCCACGCUUCAGCUAUGCGCUCAGGCGAGAGGUCGGGUGUCAGGCUGUCCAACCCAUCUGACGGUCUCCAGUUACCGAGACCUUCUCCAUCAGCUUCCUCACUCAGCACAGCCGGAUCAGGCCAGGGGAGCUGCGUUAUAUGUGACGGCUGUGGUGGUCUUCUACGUGGCCCUCCUGCUGGUGUUAGUGGGAGGAGGCCUGCGCAGGAGAGCCGCCAGAACGAACACCAGUCCCUCAGGCCGACGCCACAUCCUCACCUACUCCCCCUCCUCCCGGACGGCCACACCAGCCCUCGCUGACCACCACCCGCAGCCAGACGCCUCGGCAACCCAGGUGUAGCCAAGUGUCGACACCUGGCGACCUCGACAAAGAGGAUCUCCUCAAACCAACCCUCAAUGGCCUCUUUCUUCCAGAUGUGUCGUUUACAAAGCCCACUUUGUAUAUAUGGAAUAAUACCAGUAUUGACAUAUUUAUCAUUCAGUUCGUUUUGCCGUUCUUUCUAAAAGAUGUGUCCAUUCGUUCUUCACAGGAUGUACAAGUUUUCCAAAUCGUGGGAUGGCUGCUAUAUAAUUUUGAUAUCAUCAGAUUACGUUAAUUUUAGUGUCAAAGAGUCAACUUUAAAUCAGAGUCAUAUCUCAUUACGUAAGGCAAUGUCACGCGGCUAUCGUAUUUUUGACUUGCAUCGCCACAGUCUUGCCAGAAAGCUUUGCGCCAAGUAGCCAAUUUUGGGGUCAAAGCUGAAGUAAAAAAUGCUCCCUGAGCUGGCACAAAAGCAGGAGUGGCUUCAGUUUCACCAACAGUAUUGGGCACUUAGAGAAAAGCUCGACAAGUGCUGACAGAUGUCAAGAGACCGUUCUCGCUUUGUGUAAUUUAUUUCCUGAUAUUCUAGGAGGGUCUUUUUCUAGAGUUGUUUUAUGAUGAUCCAUAUUCUGACAAAACUCCCAAAUAACACUCACAAGAAAAAAAAACAUCGUAAUCAUUCAAUGUAAUAAAUUAUUGGUAAAAACAGCAAAUCUAUAACACACACACACACACACACACACACACACACACACACACAUAUAUAUAUAUAUAUAUAUAUAUAUAUAUAUAUAUAUAUAUAUAUAUAUAUAUAUA